Molecule: messenger RNA, 561 nt
Organism: Ostertagia ostertagi
Lineage: Eukaryota; Metazoa; Nematoda; Chromadorea; Rhabditida; Trichostrongylidae
Source: the annotation of a GenBank genome assembly
AUGACCGCUGAAGACCGCAAGCCAAUCUUGGGACUGAUCGUUGCGAUCCUCAUUGUGCUCUGCAUCGCCGGUAUUCUGGUUUCGAUGUUCUUGGCAAGGUUUUGUCUGUUGAGUGCGAAAACUGCAACAAGGACGGUCUUACCAUGUGAACACUCUAAACCCUCAAUACAAAACUGUGAGAACCACUUUAAUGUGUCAGCAACCACGCUGGACAUUCCGGGACGUUCGCCCUCUGGUACCAAAUCUACUCGACACGUAAUUCCGGAUAGUCCGCACCGUAUCCACCACGCCCGGAGAAGCGUUCCUGCACGUAACAGUGAUCCCGGAUCUAUUCCACGUGCACCUGGGUCCGAAUAUUCGGCACCUGGAGGUGUCUAUGCGCCAAAUGAGCUCACCCCUCCAAUGAUUCUCCCACCGACAGAGCUCUACGGAACGAUCCCACGUGCCACGCUGAUUCCUCGCAACGGGCAGCCGCCGUCACCUCAGGACCCAAAAGAUCUGCCGUUCCUCGACCCGAACAGGAAGCAAGAGACCCAAACAAGAGAGGAACUUAUCUAUUGA